Molecule: messenger RNA, 3204 nt
Organism: Protopterus annectens (West African lungfish)
Lineage: Eukaryota; Metazoa; Chordata; Ceratodontiformes; Protopteridae
Gene: ZNF653
Product: zinc finger protein 653
Exons: 9
Coding region: 153-2105 (650 amino acids)
Biological process (GO): regulation of transcription by RNA polymerase II
Cellular component (GO): nucleus
Molecular function (GO): transcription coregulator activity
Source: RefSeq, a predicted model, not a curated record
AGAUGCGUACAAGCACGCAGGCGCAGAAAAGGGUUGUAAUCUUUACUACAGAAGAGAGAAUUAAUUGUGGCAGUGUCUUCUACAACCACUGCAAGCCAGUAACUGAUUAGCGAGAAACCACUUCCCAAAUAAAUCCUUCUACCAUAAUAAACAUGACAGAUGCGGAGAGACAUUCGGGAAGGGGUCACUUCCUUUUGCCAACGGGUCAAGCUAGAUCCGUUUCCGGGAGUUCAACCACAACAUCUCGUAUGAUGGUUCGAAGCAGUGAAAUGGUUCGGCGAAGUCGGAACACAGGAGAGGAAUCUUCCGCAGAGCCAAGGGGUAGUGACUUAACUGCUGUGUCUGACAGCUGUACAACUGAGGAGUCUGAUGCAGAUGUCGAGCAUGAGUCUGAAGCUGGGACUGUCGGUACCAAACGGGAAGAGACAGAAAGUCGACGGUCCCGUGGCCGACCACGACUCACUGAGACCGACCGUGCCCGGCGGCGGCUCGAGUCUCGCCGGAAGUACGAUGUGCGGCGUGUGUAUCUAGGGGAGGCGCACGAAUUGUGGGUGGAGCUGCGGCGGCGGAACGGCUGGACCGAUGCCAAACUGGCGGCUUACUUAAUAGCUGUAGAGAAGAGUUAUAGUAAAAAUAGCAAACAACCAGGAAAUGUCUCCGAACUGAAGUCGAGUCCUGAGAAAUGGAAAAGAAGAAGGCGAAAUAGUGUGAACUCUUUAAGGAAUUUGGCAGUCUGGUAUGAAGAUCACCAUAACUGCUGCCCCUAUGAGCCAGUAUUGUGUGAACUUGAAUCUGUCUUUGGGUUUUCCACCAGAGCUGUAUGGCAGUGUGAGGCAGGACACCACUACCUCCAAGAACUGCACUCACCCCAGAAAAAGGCAUGUGGGCCAGACAUUCAGGCUGAAGCAGACAGCACAUUGACUGAUAAAGAUAAAAAAGAAUUGACUAAUGGUAUAACAGAAGGUGACACCGUGUCUGAAGCUUCUGAGUCUGAUUCUGAUGAACGUGUCAGUUUAAAACAGGUCAGUAAUGGCCCAGUGGACCACCAGAAUCCUGCUGCACAGAAGACUGCUUUGCUAGACUUGACUGAGAAUCCACCAGCUGAGGGGGGCAUAAGCCAACCCUCCAAUGGCUCAUCUAAGUUUGGAACAAUGGUCUGUGUACCUGUACAGGUCAGCACAAACACUGGGACUAUGUAUGACAGUGUUGGACAAGAAGCUGUAGGAGAGGUGGUCAGCAGUUCUCAGAUGGAAAGCAUGGUACAGAAUUCUCAGGUUAUCAUCAUUGCUGGGCCUGGAUAUGAUGCACUGACCUCAGACGGAAUACAUUUAAAUGUAACUGGUGCUGCUGAAGAGGGGGUGCCAUGCACUGUACUAGAUCCAGUAACGUUUAAUCAAGUCUGUGAGCCUAAUGUGUCCACUGUUGAGCAGAACAGUGAGCUGGAGUAUUUAUCGUUAAAGAAUGAAACCAAAGUGCUUGAAAUGAAAAAAGACAUUGAAGAUGCAGUCCCUGAACCAGAUGGUGAGCCAGAUCCAGAAACUGAAUCCGAGAAUCCUGACCUUUCAGCUCUUAUUUAUAAGAUUCCAAAGGAACCAGAAAAGGUUAAGAAAGGCAGGCGGGGACGAAAUACAGACGAGGAUGGAAUGCUAGACAUGUUUCAUUGCCCAUAUGAAGGCUGCAACCAGGUUUACAUUGCACUCAGUAGUUAUCAGAACCAUGUAAAUCUUGUCCAUAGAAAAGGGAAAACAAAAGUGUGCUCCCAUCCAGGAUGUGGCAAAAAGUUUUAUUUAUCUAAUCACCUUAGACGGCAUAUGAUUAUUCACUCUGGCGUUCGGAAUUUCACAUGUGAAACCUGUGGGAAGUCUUUUAAGAGAAAGAACCAUUUGGAAGUGCAUCGCAGGACUCACACGGGAGAGACUCCAUUACAAUGUGAGAUUUGUGGCUUCCAGUGUCGCCAGCGGGCCUCAUUAAAUUGGCACAUGAAGAAGCAUAUUUCGGAGGUUCAGUACAACUUUCGAUGUGAGGAAUGUGGCAAAUGGUUUGAGAAAAGAGACAGUGUAAAAUUCCACAGGCUUAAAAGCCAUCCUGAAUUUCUGACUGCAUGAGUGUACAGGUCUUAAGGUUUUUCUUGUCACAAGUGCAUUUGCUCACUCUGCCUUCUGUCUGCAGGACUGAGAUGUUCUUUUUGUGCUUGCUUGUUGAAUAAGUGAAAGCACCAAUCCCUGCUACUAUGCAGAAUCUGAGGCAGGUUCAUAGAAUGGAAUGGACUAAGAAAGUUAUGCUGGAUUGCACAUAGUUUCUGUUACUCAAAAUGUACCAAAGAAAAAGGAAGUGUACAAGACUUCAAGAGAAGUGACUGCUUCUGUGCACACGCUGGGUAAAUUUCCAUUACUUGAUACAGCAGGAUUGAUAAAUGUGAGUUAGCCUUGACCAAUUUCAGAACUAAAUGGCUGCAGGGUAGUUAUGGUGAAUCUAGAGCUGAGAUGGGCAGGAUGAAAAUGUGAACCAGGUAGUGCAUCAACACAAAUGUGAUGGUCAUCCUUUUUAAGGGAACAACCGUGUGAUAGUCAUUCUUUUUAAGGGUUCUUGUAAAAGAAAAAGAAGGUUUAUCUCUUCAGUUUGCACCUGAAACGCAAGGAAGGGUCCUAUUCUUGCAGAGGAAAGCAAAGUAAUUCACCUCAUGGGUUAGCAUUUUGAAUCUUGUGUAAACAUUAGUUUAGUUGGUGAUCCGUCUUCUGUAUGCAGCAAGAUGGAAAUAAGAGUGCAUUGUGUUUUGCACACCCCCAGAGUCAUUAAAUCUGGUAAGAGGUGGGCCAGCUUACAGAUUUAUUGUGAAGUACAUAUAAUUCUGUUAUAUGUUAAUGAAAAGCAUACCGAUAUUACUGAGUACAUUAUGUCACAGUACACAGGUCCUUUUUUAUUUUGUUUACAAAAUUAAGUGACUUAAAAUUAACACAAACAUUUGAUUCAGUAGCCUCUUUUAUGGAAGUAUACCUUCUUUUCAGAAAAAAAGGUUAUUUUAAAAACUGGAUAGCAAAAAUGCAAGAAAGUGUUGCAAGCCCUGAAUGGCAAGUUAAAGUGUUAAACUUUUAAUGAUGUGCCCAAAUAUAGUUCCAGAAGUAUGUUGCAUUUGAAAUCCAUGCAAAUGCUAUUUUAAAUAUACAAUUCUUUUGUUUUAAACUUGCAAGGGUGCCUUUUAAGAAA